GCGCCGCUUCAUAAAUGCAUGGAAAUCUGAGGCGGAACUAGUUGUUCAAACUAGACAAGUGCUCGGCGAGGAUCUGUGCAGCUGCAAAUAGUCAGGAUAUCAUAUAAAAUGGCUGGUGGGAAGGCUGGAAAAGACUCCGGGAAGACUAAGACAAAGGCCAUUUCGCGCUCACAGAGGGCGGGUUUGCAGUUCCCUGUGGGCCGUAUUCACAGACAUCUGAAAUCCAGAACAACGAGCCAUGGUCGAGUUGGCGCGACUGCAGCUGUUUACAGCGCGGCUAUUCUUGAAUACCUAACUGCUGAGGUUCUGGAGCUGGCAGGAAACGCAUCAAAGGAUCUGAAGGUCAAGCGUAUCACUCCACGUCACUUGCAACUGGCCAUUAGAGGCGAUGAGGAGUUGGAUUCUCUCAUCAAAGCAACCAUUGCUGGUGGUGGUGUCAUCCCUCAUAUCCAUAAGUCACUGAUUGGAAAGAAGGGACAGCAGAAGACUGUAUAACCCUGCAAACAGUGAUAUGGGGUCAUCUCAGGACAUUCUGCUUCAAAAUGGUUCAACAAUGUUUUGCUUGGUAGAACUUUAGGACUUUUUAAAUGUAUGAACUUGCAUCUACUCAUCUGAGGAAAAGUGGCUUCAGAGAAGCUGGUUUUGAUUUUUGGCUUUGUUGAUACAACUGCACUUAUUGUGUGUUCUGUUUUUAUCGUGUACAUUUUGGCAUACCUGUGGUAUUUCCAUGUUUGAAGUUGUAUUUGAAUAAAGCGCCACGGUAUUGUG
Molecule: messenger RNA, 768 nt
Organism: Coregonus clupeaformis (lake whitefish)
Lineage: Eukaryota; Metazoa; Chordata; Actinopteri; Salmoniformes; Salmonidae
Product: histone H2A.Z
Exons: 5
Coding region: 109-495 (128 amino acids)
Cellular component (GO): nucleosome
Molecular function (GO): protein heterodimerization activity; structural constituent of chromatin; DNA binding
Source: RefSeq, a predicted model, not a curated record